AAAAUUUAUUGGGUUGCAAAACAUCUAAAUUUUUGACUGAUCUGAUUAUAAUCUACUUUAUAAGAACCCGUGACAUAUCGCAAGUUGCCCAUCUCCACUGGCACUGUAACCUCAAAAAAUGUUUUGUUUACUUUUGCGGCGAUCCGCAGUUCAUAAUUCCUGCAAAUUAAUUAGUAAACAGAUAGCCAAGCCCGCGUUUUACACACCCCGAAAUGCUCUUCACACCACAAUACCACGGCGGCAUGGCGAGUUCGAAUGGCAGGAUCCCAAAUCCCCGGAGGAAAUCGUAAACAUCACGUAUGUGGACAAGGAUGGAAAACGCACCAGGGUGCAGGGCAAAGUGGGCGACAAUGUCUUGUACUUGGCCCAUCGCCAUGGCAUCGAAAUGGAGGGCGCCUGUGAGGCUUCGCUGGCCUGCACCACCUGCCACGUUUAUGUCCACUACGAUUUCCUCCAGAAGCUAAAUGAGGCAGAGGAAAAGGAGGACGACCUGCUGGACAUGGCGCCUUUUUUGCGCGAGAACUCCCGCCUCGGUUGCCAGAUUCUACUGGACAAGAGCAUGGAGGGCAUGGAACUGGAGCUGCCCAAGGCCACCAGGAAUUUCUACGUCGAUGGGCACAAGCCCAAGCCCCACUAACACCAUUGUUAUCACAUAUUAU
This is a messenger RNA of Drosophila gunungcola (fruit fly), 659 nucleotides long. RefSeq names its product adrenodoxin-like protein 1, mitochondrial (gene Fdx1). The transcript is spliced from 3 exons. Gene Ontology annotation, molecular function: 2 iron, 2 sulfur cluster binding. The coding region runs from base 119 to 637 and encodes 172 amino acids. Gene Ontology annotation, cellular component: mitochondrion. NCBI's taxonomy places the organism in Eukaryota, Metazoa, Arthropoda, Insecta, Diptera, Drosophilidae. Gene Ontology annotation, biological process: positive regulation of oxidoreductase activity; P450-containing electron transport chain. The record is from RefSeq and is a predicted model, not a curated record.